Messenger RNA from Megachile rotundata (alfalfa leafcutting bee), 3505 nucleotides. RefSeq names its product gamma-tubulin complex component 5 (gene Grip128). The record is from RefSeq and is a predicted model, not a curated record. Gene Ontology annotation, cellular component: spindle pole; gamma-tubulin complex; microtubule organizing center. NCBI's taxonomy places the organism in Eukaryota, Metazoa, Arthropoda, Insecta, Hymenoptera, Megachilidae. Gene Ontology annotation, molecular function: gamma-tubulin binding; microtubule minus-end binding. Gene Ontology annotation, biological process: spindle assembly; mitotic cell cycle; microtubule nucleation.
ACUUUAUGGCUGUUUUGUUCCAUUCAAUAAUAUCUCGUUAAUGUCUGAAUUUAAGUUUAUAUGUAUCACGAUUGAGAUAUAUACUCAAAUACUUCAUUUGUAAUUUUAAAGUAUAACUUGCAGUACCAGCAACAGUUGAUGCAUUAAAUUACAGUAUAGAUUGCAGCACGGUCGUAUUUUCAUACUUGACAGAACUUUAGUUUAAAAGGUUAAGAUUUUUAAAUGAUGAAGACUACCCACCGUUACAUUAAACUGUAUUUCCCGAAUUUUCUGUUUAAAAUGUCAUAAUGAAUAUUUUCAGUUUUUGCUAAAUUAAAUAAUUUCGUAAUAAAAAUGGGUACAAAAACAUUAAACGAUAUUCAUAAUGAUAUGAAACAAUUAAUAACAGCAAUAACUUCUUUUGAGGAAAAUGAGGAAGGAUUUCGAGUUUGUGAACGUUUUUGUAUGACAAAUAUUAAACAUCAUCGAUUUUUAUCUGUUAAUAGCAGUACCACAAAAGAAGCAAUCAAAGCUUUGAUUACAAAAUUUUCUAUCCAUGGAAAGUAUGAUGUAGCAAAAAAAUUCAAAGAGCUUAUUGAUCUGUUUUUGUCUAGUUUUGAUUUUGAGCAGCAUCCACAAUAUGAUUUGCAAUGGUAUUUACUAACAUUAUUAUUGGAAUUAGCAAAAGAAACUCAUAAGUCAGAUUUGGAAUGUUUAAAAUUAAUACGUGGAGAAUGUACUCUUAAUGUGUCUGGUGAAAAUGAAAAGGAAGUUCCAGAGGAAAUUGAUUGGGCUGAAUAUUUGAAAGAAGGUCAUGAGAACUUUUUUGACAGCUAUAAAAGUGAUACAGAAAGUGAAUGGUCAGAAGAAGCAGAAGAUAUUGUAAAUUUGAGUACCAAUUUUGAAGGGUCUACUGAUACCACAAAUUUGGAUAAAACAAUAUGUAUACCAAAUACAGAAAAAGAAUUAAAUACAUUAUCAUUUACAUUAAAUGAGGAGCUUAAAUCUAGAAAUUGGUUACUAUCAAAUGUUCAGAAUACAUGGUGGAAUGAAUUAGAGUGGCGAAAAUAUCCAGUUAAAAGUAAAGUUUGUGAUGCUCAUCUUUGUGAAAUUUGGCAUCAAGCAACAGGAGGAGAUUUUUACACAAUUGGAACUCUUAGUGAAUAUUCAGUAUGCAGAGAAUUGUUGUGGAUGUUUUAUGCUCCAAUGCCUAUGAUGAUAUUCCAAAUAUGUGGAGAUGCAAAAUUUUCUAUUCAUUCCAAUAUAUCUAUACCCAGUUUAACAACUGUUGCUUUUAAUAGCAUUCUUGCACCAUUUUGUGAAUAUUUUUCAAUGAUACAUGAAAUAGAACAAUUUGGAACUGAGCUAUACUUAGAACAGGAUGGUUUAAAUAAGAAACCACCUUUAACUUAUGAAACAUACAAUUCAAUACUCAGACAACAUUUAAUAAAAUUUAAAUGUAAAAUAAUUGAUUUAGAAAAAGAUGUCAUGAAACAAGAUAAAAUCACUACACUUUUAUCCUUAUCAUCCAUCCUGAACAAAAAUUUAUACAACAUAAAAAUUUUAUAUCAAGUUCACAAAAAGGCUAUAUCUAAUUGGAGAGUUUACCCAAAUUGGAAAUGCGCGUCGAGAUUAUUGUCCUCCUUAUAUUUUGAAAUACAGAAAUCUCACAACCAAGAAAGAACAAAUAUCUGUAUAAGUUUAUAUUUAUCUAGUCUCACUGUAUAUUUAAAUAUAAUUGACACAUGGUUAAGUGAAGGACGAUUUGAAGAUUGGAGAGAAGAAUUUAUAAUUGCCAGAUCGCUAAAUGAUAUAACUUUAGAAAAUAGUGAGCAAUAUGAAACAUUUUCUUUGAGACCUUUGGAUAGUAUAUGUUUAUCAGAUCCUAUAAUGCGAUUUUUAAUAAGAAAAGUACAACAUAUUGCUCAAAGUAUUGAGUUAUUAGUAUCUUUGGACCGUAUUUCAGACAUAUGGAAAAUUAAUAUUGGGAAUGAUGGAACGAAAACAUCUUUGAUUGAAGAAUUUUAUACUAAAUUAGAUGGAGAAAUUUCUAAGUACAAUAAACGCGAGAUACAAACAGAAGUAUCUUCAACUGAUGAUGAAAUCACAGAAGAUAAACAUAAUGAAGAUAUUGAUAGAAAUAUCAUACAACAAUUAACUGAGUUUAACAAUCCAUUUUUGUUAAAAGCAUUAGAAAGUUAUCUUCCUUCUGAAUUAUUAAACAAAAGUACCACUAGUACUUUUAUUUCUAAAUGUCAAAAUGACAAAGUAGGGACUGUUAAUAUAUUUAGAAGACUUGAAGAGGUAUCAGAUCAUAUAUUGCCAUUUAGAAAAAUAUUAGAAAAUAUAUUAGCAGAGAUUCUAACUUCACGGUAUAAUGGUGCGAGUAGAUUAGUGAAACAAAUGAUGUCAGAAGAAUAUAAAUUGGAAUCACAUUUAACACUAAUGAGAUCUGUUUAUAUGAUGCAAGCUGGUCAUAUCAUGAACAAGUUUUACCAAAAAUUAUUUCAUGAGAUUGAAACUAAUCGUAUGUGGAAUAAUUCAUAUUUUUUAUCAUGCAUAUUGGAAGAAAUUCUUUCUCAAUGGUGGCCGAAUUCAAGUUCACGUUGGUCUAUUACAGUUUCUAACACACAUACAGAUCAAGUGUUACUGGCUGUAGAUAAUAUAACGUUACAUUAUGCUAUUGGCUGGCCUAUGAAUAUUGUUUUAAACGAAAAAACUUUUAUAAAGUAUAAUGAAAUAUUUAGAUUUCAGUUAAAAUUGAAGUGGGCUUUGUGGACAUUAAAUAAUUUAAGAUUUAGUGAUUUAGAAGGAUCAAAGUUAAUGUGUAAAAGAAAUAAGUUGGAACAAUUUCAUAUAAGACGAAUUGAAAGUUUGCGAUUUUGUUUACUACAUGCAAUCAGUUCUAUACAUACAUAUUUAUCAGGCCAAGUACUAGAAAAUUUGAGUAUUAUAUUAGAGAAAUCUCUAACGCAGACUGAUAGCCUUGAUGCGAUUGUAUCAGUUCAUAAUGAGUAUUUAAGAAAGGUUCAUGAACAUUGUUUAUUAACGCACGAAUACGAAGAUUUGAUGGCUACUAUAAUAAAUUUAAUUGAAAUGUGCAGUCAUAUUCGAGCUCGGUGGAAUUAUGCAAAAUUAAUGUUUGUCAGUGAAGAAUUAGAUGUAUUGGAAAGCAGCUAUAACAAAUAUCAUACAUAUCUUGCUUUAGCUUUGCACAACGCAAUACAAAAUAAGGAUGCAAGUUACUUGACUGGUUUAAGUUCAGCAUUUAACUGCAACAUGUCAAGUGCUAAACACUAAUAUAUGUCCAUAUCAAAUUUUUUAAUACUGUACUGUCAUAUCUAUAAAAGAACGUGAUACUGUAACAAAUGUAUAUUAUUAUUAGAAAUUUUUUUUUAUAUUUUUAGUAUUGAUUAGGUUUUGUACUGACUACAAAUACCUUUCCAUUAGUAAGAGUAUCUCAUCAAUGUAUUACUUUUAUUAAAGUCUUGUAACUGGUUGUAUUAUAGCUCCUUCUAAUAGCAUA